CCGUUAUUGACCUGGGACCUGGAGUAAAGAUCAAUCAAUUUACCAACUCGAGGGCUUCGGCUUCGGAUCUCUUUCAUGUGCUAUUAGAUUAGAGUUCUCUUCAUUUCCAAAUACCUUUCACCUUUGUUUCUGGUUCAUAGACCUCCAUAGAUCGCAGUGCAGUCAUGGAUACCUUAUUGACUGCAGAGAUAUACGCCAACUCACCCCGCUUUCGGCGGCGGUCGAGUACGUUCGUGGAUGCUAUUCACGAUCUUCCAGCAAAGGAGGAAAUGGCACCUGCCCAAUUGUACAGCACUGAAUCUGGCCGACUCUUCCAUUCGGGACGGAUUGUAAUUGCGACUGUUGGCCUCCCAGCACGAGGCAAAACCCACACUUCCGUUGCUGUAGCGCGCUACCUUCGGUGGUUGGGUGUAAAAACCCACGUUUUCCACCUUGGUGACUACCGGCGAGCCACUCUAGGCCCUGGAAAGGAUGUUCCUGAUGACUACUUCUUCAUGAAUGCAUCUCCACAGUCAGUGUUGCUUCGCAACAAAAUUUUGAAGAAAUGUCGUGAGGAUAUCUAUCACUUCUUGGAACACGAGAAGGGACAGGUUGCCAUAUACGACGCGGUCAACGCCAUCUCUGCAGGGCGCAAGUCCCUUGCGAAGGAGUUUGCCAAGAAUGGCAUCCAGACGAUUUUUAUCGAGUCCCAUUGCACUGACGAGCGCAUCAUCCAGGAAAAUGUCCGGCGCGUAAAGAUCUCAUCGCCGGAUUAUCAAGACUGGAAGGACGAAGAUGCUGUGCAGGACUACUUGGCUCGGAUCAACUCACGAAUUCCCCAUUUUGAGACUAUGGAAGAGCAAGACUUGCAUUGGAUCAAGAUGAUCAACGCCGGUGAGCGAGUAGUGGUGAACAACUGUGCAUUUGGAUACCUUUCGCAGCGAAUUGUCUUCUAUCUACUCAACUUGCACAUCAAAUCGCGACAAACGUACUUUGCAAGAGCUGGAACUGCACGAGAAGAAGAUUCUUACAAGGCUGAUGCCUCACUAUCCCAAGAAGGGCAUGAUUACGCGAAGAAGAUGAGCGAAGUUUUGUUGCAGUACCGCGAGGAAGAAAGGCAAAAGCUUGUAGAGCAGGGCGCCCCUGAUGCUGCUCUUAAACCGCUAACGAUCUGGACUUCCACCCGCCGGCGUACUGUGCAAACCGCAGAUCAACUCGCAUCCCGUGGCUACCGCGUGCGCCAGCGAUCGCAAAUGAGUCAGAUGAACCCUGGCGUAUGUGAGAAAAUGUCUGAGCGAAGGAUUCGAGAGGAAUUUCCCGACGAGGUCGCAAAACAUGAAGCCGAUCCCUACCAUCAUCGAUAUCCUAGAGCUGAAUCUUAUCACGAUUUAGCUGUUCGAAUGGAGCCGAUCAUCCUUGAGCUCGAGCGUGAGGAGAAUGAUUUGCUCAUCAUCGCUCACGAGUCCGUACUGCGUGUUCUUUACGGUUAUCUCAUGGCAUGCAAUGCCGCGGAUAUACCCAAACUCGACUUUCCACGUGAUGAAAUUAUUGAAAUUAUUCCAUCGAGCUACAACAAUGUUGCCAAGCGUAUCAAGAUUCCAGGCCUUCCGCAACGAAUGGUACCGGCUAGCCCAGAAGAUAUCCAGAUUCCCGUUCCACCAAGUGGCACUGUCAGCCCGUUCCCUGGUUUGGGCACACCUCAAGCCACAUCGGGCACAGCUACUCCGCAGCAACGAGGUCCUCAGCCCUUACAAUUACGUGACACCCACAUCAAUCCCGCCGAUUAGAAAAGGAUCUGGUUUGAUGGGAGCUAUACACAUUCUUAGAUGAGUUCAUAUAACGUUCUAUGAUUUUCUAUAUACAUCUACUCUUGGGCACUCUUUUCAACUUGGCAGUUUUCUUGAUUCAUUUGUAGCGUGCAGCGACAUUGGGCGUAGGUUGGA
Aaosphaeria arxii CBS 175.79 is the source of this 1922-nucleotide messenger RNA. Its product is annotated as 6-phosphofructo-2-kinase/fructose-2,6-bisphosphatase-like protein. Lineage: Eukaryota; Fungi; Ascomycota; Dothideomycetes; Pleosporales. The record is from RefSeq and is a predicted model, not a curated record. The coding region runs from base 165 to 1766 and encodes 533 amino acids. Gene Ontology annotation, cellular component: cytosol. Gene Ontology annotation, biological process: fructose 2,6-bisphosphate metabolic process; fructose metabolic process. The transcript has 4 exons. Gene Ontology annotation, molecular function: fructose-2,6-bisphosphate 2-phosphatase activity; ATP binding; 6-phosphofructo-2-kinase activity.